CUACACCAACUCACAACAAUCAAAGGACAAAACAGUCAUUUUCCACCUUCACCUAGCACCUGCACAGAACAAGAAAAUAUCAUCUUUAAUAUUUGUUCAAGUUAAUUCCUAUAAAUAAUUUUUCUUUGUUUUCUUGAUCUUGUGAAUCUCAUCAUCGAUCAACCUCUUAUUCCCUUUAUAGAGAGAGAGAAAUGAUGGUUCAUGAAGAGGCUCAAACGACACACAGUUCGAAAUACGACAGACUAAGCGAGCUGAAAGCUUUCGACGAAACUAAAGCUGGCGUGAAAGGGCUUGUGGAUGGUGGGAUCACUGAGAUCCCUCGUAUUUUUCAUCAUCAUCCAAUAGUGUCAAACGAUCAUGUAACAGAGAAGAACUCAGUUAGUGCUACUAUUCCAGUUAUAGACCUUAAAGGUGCAAACACGGAAGAUCAUCGGAGAGAAGCCAUAGCAAAGAAGAUAGGAGAAGCUUUAGAGAAAUGGGGUUUCUUCCAAAUCAUCAACCAUGGAAUUACAGAGAUAGUUAUGGAGGAAAUGAUCAAUGGGGUUCGUCGUUUUCACGAGCAAGAUACUGAGGAGAAGAAGAAGUUAUAUACAAGAGAACUUACCAAGCCAUUUGUGUACAACUCUAACUUCGAUCUUUAUAGUACUGGGACGACUUCAACUAAUUGGAGGGACACUUUUGUUUGUCGAAUGGCUCCUAAUUCUCCUGAUCCUCAACACUUGCCCCCAGUUUGCAGAGACAUACUAGUUGAGUACUCAAAGCAAAUAAUGAAAGUGGGCAUUUUAGUGAUGGAGUUGCUCUCAGAAGCUCUAGGGUUACAAUCCAACCACUUAAACCAGAUAGGUUGUAGUGAAGGGCUAGCGGUGUUAGGGCAUUAUUACCCUCCAUGCCCCCAACCAGAGCUAACUUGGGGUACACCUAGGCAUGCCGUCAAUGACUUCUUCACAUUGCUUCUCCAAGAUCACACCGGCGGUCUUCAAGUUUUGAGCCACGAUAACUGGAUUGAUGUACCACCUUACCCUGGAGCUCUGGUCGUCAACAUUGGAGAUCUUCUUCAGCUUGUAUCCAAUGACAGAUUCAGAAGUGUUGAGCACAGAUCAUUUGUAAAUAAUAAAGGUGCAAGAGUAUCUGUGGCUAGCUUUUUCAGUACUCAUACAUUGCCAACUUCAAAGCUCUUUGGACCUAUCAAAGAGUUGUUAUCAGAAAACAAUCCUCCAAAAUACAGGGCAACCACAGUGAAGGAAUAUGUUAGCCAUUACCAUGCAAAAGGUCUUGAUGGGACUUCUGCUUUGGAUCAUUUCAGAAUUUGAUAAUGAUGAUUUGGCACUGAAGAUUCAAACUUAUUGGGUUGAGGAAUGGUUUUAUAAGUUAAAUAGUUUUUUGGUGGUCAUUUUGUUCUCAAUAGUAUAUGUUUGAAGAACAAGUAUUAAAAAAAAUUAGUAAUUAAAUAAAUUUUAAAGAUUAAGUUUG
This is a messenger RNA of Humulus lupulus (European hop), 1470 nucleotides long. RefSeq names its product 1-aminocyclopropane-1-carboxylate oxidase homolog 1-like. The record is from RefSeq and is a predicted model, not a curated record. NCBI's taxonomy places the organism in Eukaryota, Viridiplantae, Streptophyta, Magnoliopsida, Rosales, Cannabaceae. The transcript has 3 exons. The coding region runs from base 192 to 1310 and encodes 372 amino acids.